UCUCUUUUCCCUGGCAUCGAUGCUGGCCACCAAUUCAGCACGGAGAGUGAAAGCAGGAGAGAGGGGGAACGAAAGAGAGGGAGAGAAAGAGAGAGUUUAAACAGAAAGGAAAAAAACAGCUUUCUCUUCUUUUACUCGAAACAGCCUUUUGAAAAAAAAAAAAAAAAAAAAAAUUUUUUCCGUUAGACCUUUUUCCCCUCCUCUUUUGCUAUCUUCUAAUUUUAUAUCGAUCUUCAGUAUUUCUAAUGCAUACCAAGACAUUUUCCUUUAUUUUAUAUUCCAAACACCAUCCUUUUUUGCAGAUGACUUUCUAGUUGUCUCUGUUGCUUUCUGUUCACCGGGAAUUUUCAUGUUCAUUUUUCUGUUUUAGGCCAAGAACUUGGUGUGCUUGGGAAACAGUAUUUUUUAGAAUAAGGACUUUUUAUAUCUAAAUAUAUUUCAUAGAUACAAUUUUUCACAUUUUGGCCCCAAUUUUACGAUACAAUUUACUUUUUCCGUUUCAUUAUUUAUAUUUUUGCAAUUACUUAUCCACCCUACUUUCUGUUUCUCUCUCAUUCAUAUACUGAUGAGCUCGGAAAUUGGAUGGUUUUAAAUUUCUACAGAAGUUCGAUAUGACACCAAGACAUGGAUGAAUUUCACCCUUUCAUCGAAGCUCUUCUUCCCCAUGUGCGAGCAUUCUCAUACACAUGGUUCAAUCUCCAAGCAAGGAAGCGCAAAUACUUUAAGAAGCAUGAGAAGCGGAUGUCAAAGGACGAAGAGAGGGCGGUGAAGGACGAAUUAUUGGGGGAGAAGCCUGAGAUCAAGCAGAAGUGGGCGUCACGGCUCUUGGCCAAGCUGAGGAAAGACAUCCGGCCUGAGUUCCGAGAGGACUUUGUCCUGACCAUCACCGGGAAGAAGCCUCCGUGUUGUGUCCUCUCUAACCCAGAUCAGAAGGGCAAAAUUCGGAGGAUUGACUGCCUUCGCCAGGCAGAUAAGGUGUGGAGGUUGGACCUGGUGAUGGUCAUCCUGUUUAAGGGGAUUCCGCUGGAGAGCACAGAUGGGGAACGUCUCUAUAAGUCACCCCAGUGCUCCAACCCAGGGCUGUGCGUUCAGCCACAUCACAUUGGAGUUUCCAUCAAAGAACUGGACCUCUACCUGGCCUUCUUCGUCCACACGCCUGAUUCCGGGCAGUCAGAUAACUCAAACCAGCAGACAGAGGUGGACAUAAAGCCUCCUCCAAAUGGACAUCUCACUUUCCAGGACUGUUUUGUCACUUCGGGGGUGUGGAAUGUCACAGAGCUUGUCCGGGUGUCCCAGACACCUGUUGCAACGGCAUCCGGUCCUAACUUCUCACUGGCUGAUCUGGAGAGCCCAAGCUAUUACAACAUAAACCAGGUGACACUUGGCCGACGAUCCUUAACAUCCCCUCCAUCCAGCAGCACCACAAAGCGCCCAAAAUCCUUGGACGACAGUGAGUUAGAGAGCCCGGUGGAUGAUGUAUUUUACCCGGGCACAGGCAGAUCCCCCGCAGCUGGAGGAAGCCAGGCCAGCGGAUGGCCGAAUGAUGUGGACACAGGCCCUGGAUCUCUUAAGAAGUCAGGCAAGCUAGAAUAUUGCCAGACCAGCUCUUCUCGCAUGGCAUUCACCCAUCAUCCCCUCCCUGUGCUGGCUGGAGUGAGACCAGGGAGCCCUCGGGCAUCAGCAUCUACUAUACACUUCCCUUCAACGUCCAUUAUCCAGCAGUCCAGCCCUUACUUUACCCACCCAACAAUACGCUAUCAUCAUCAUCACCAUAGCCAGGACUCUCUCAAAGAGUUUGUCCAGUUUGUCUGUUCAGACACCUCUGGGCAGGGAGCAGGGCAGCCCAGCAGCGGGGCCCAGGGGAAAAUGUCGGGUUCCUUUUUGCUGCCACCCCCUGCACCUGUGGCCAGGCCUGUCCCCCUUUCCCUGCCAGACACAAAACCUGUCACCAGCAACAACAUUGUCCCAGAAGGAGGACUGUCAGCACCAGCAUCACCCUCAUUCUCAGCGCCUUCCCCCGCCGGGUCCAACAGGUUUGUCACAAUUGGAUCACGAGACAGCAACUUUCUGAACCUCCCCCAGCAGUCUCAAUCGUGGUUCCUUUAAGAUUACCGCUAAGCUGCAAGUCUAUGAGCGGAUGGAACAAAGAUUUGUGACAUGGACCCCCACCCUCUAUAUACACUUGACUACAGGAGGUCUUCCCCAGAGCAAGCACGGAACACUAGGACCUUCUUCACAAUGCGUACGAUAGAAAACCUAAAAAAAAAUACAAAAAAUGUUUAAAAAAAUGUAAAAAAAAAUGCUUUUUUUGGGAGGGGGCAGAACUUUUUAAUGUCUGUGCUGCUUAACACCCUCUUGGUAGUGAAGGGAAAAUGCCACUCCCUUAUCACCCCUUUUUUCUCAUCCCUGCUAAUUUUGUCUUGUCGGUGCUUUCCCACUUGUCUCACCUCUUCAGGUUUCAUUUUUUAACAAAAAGGUGUCUGGGUGUCCGCACCUCCUCUGUGGGUGAAAUAUGCCGGAGAGGUUCAGGACCUCUUCCUCCGGUGGCAUGAUAUAUUUGUACGGGCGGAAGGGACCGUUUAUGUAUGGAGUCUGUGCCUCAUAACAUUAGGUGUCCAAGUGACCAUUAAGAGGUAUUUGUCACCCUUGUUUCCUAAUCAAUCGGGUGGGGAUAUUAACAGUUUCAUAAUGCAGAAAAAAAAAUCCAAUACAUUUUUAAAGCUCUUAUUAUUUUUAUUCCAUACAAAAAAAUUCUAACAUUUUUACUAUAAUCUAUGUUCUAAAAAGACGUCGAGAGCACAGAUGAGUAUCAUGGGCAUAAUGGCAAGGGACAGUGACACAACUUCAAACACUUAAGUGCAAUGAUUUUAAAUUAGCUUUUAGUAUUUUUUUUUCUUUCCAGAUUUUUAUUUAAUAGCAUGAAUACAUUUUUUUUUUUUUUUUUAAGAUCUUUUUUUUUUUUCUUUCUUUUGUUUUUCAGAAAGUCCCUAAUUUUCCCGGUGGACUCUAAAAAUAAUUGGGAAAUCUGUCUGUCUUCAGACAUUAACAUUUUUGGAAUUUUUUUCUUGCACUAAAUAUAAUGAAAUCUUGUUGUUAUCGUUUCUGUGUUUGCAUCUGUUUGACCCGUUGCACUAUUUUUUACAAGGUCUUUGUAAAAAAGAAAAAAAAAAGUCAAAACCUGAAAUGUUUAAUAAAAAAGAAAAUGCAGCAGAGUAUUGAUUAUAUCAAAACUGUAAUUAUGUCAUAUCUUUUCGAUGGAAAUAGCCAAUGUAUUAUUUCACUUAGGUCUGCAGAAUCAGAUUUUUAGAAUUUGAUAAAAAAACAAAAAACAUUGUAUUCAGCAUGUAACUAUGAAAGUGAAAUUUGGCAUUACAACAGUGACAAAAAUACUCCAGAAAUUGGAAUUGAUCUUUUUGUUCACAGUGGAUUGACAUGAUUUAAAAAA
Messenger RNA from Bufo bufo (common toad), 3445 nucleotides. It is a transcript of the gene NFIX, whose product is annotated as nuclear factor I X. Lineage: Eukaryota; Metazoa; Chordata; Amphibia; Anura; Bufonidae. Gene Ontology annotation, cellular component: nucleus. Gene Ontology annotation, biological process: regulation of transcription by RNA polymerase II. The coding region runs from base 625 to 2106 and encodes 493 amino acids. The record is from RefSeq and is a predicted model, not a curated record. Gene Ontology annotation, molecular function: RNA polymerase II cis-regulatory region sequence-specific DNA binding; DNA-binding transcription factor activity, RNA polymerase II-specific. The transcript is spliced from 11 exons.